AUGUGGCAUUGGAUACCGGCGAAUACAGGGCAUUACAGUAGGCCAGCGAUUCCGCCUCCGUACGUGCGCUAUGAUAUGGGAAACGUUACAGCGCCUCAUCGGAGGAACGAGUAUGUGCCGCCCAUCCCGCCCCGCAACUAUGCGACCCCGCCGCCGCUGCCUCCAAGACCUAGGGACGAUUUUACUAACGCUGAUACCUCAACAGCUAAAAACGACAUGUCGAACCUAUUUUCUGCCCCUCUAUCUACUGAUGCCCCUCUCAGCGAGUUUAAGCGGGUGCAGCACGAAGUGAAACUACUUCCCGGUGUACAUAAGGACGAUAAGCCAGUGCCUACCAACAAGUUCUAUGCGAACAUGCUUGUAGCGGACCAAACGCUUCCGAUCUGGACGCAGCCCUACUCACUCUGGUUGGACCAGGAGAAGUCUUACGUGGGAAUGGCGAUUUCGCAGAUCAGGGCUGAUCAACGUGUCUUUGACACGCACAACAAGCCUCCGCGGUUCUUCUUUGCCCCACGUGGGAUUAGAUCCUUUGUGUUCAGUGCCACUGAGUUCAACUCUUCAAAUGCGGCGAGCUUGGACAUGCGCGACUUGAAGCACUUAUCUGCUCAGGCCCGGCUAGCCAAAUCUGAUCAUGAGUAUAUCCAGUUUCCGCUAGUCCAGGGUAUGGGGUUUGUUACCGCCAUCUAUUACAAUCUAGUUCCAAAGCUAUAUUCGCCUGUGGGAUUUAGGUCCAUACAAGGCCAGACGUCACCACGCAGUGGGAUAAACAAAUACCGGGUGCAGCUACAUGACAAUGUUACCUGGACGCUCUAUGUGUCUGUUCCACAGGGCCAGUCCCUAACAUUGUCGCUACAGAAUGGUGCCAUCGUCGGUGACAAGGGUGUUAACGGAUGUGUCUUCCAGAUCGUAUCCAGCACCGAAGAUGCCAUCGAUCGUGCAGCUGGCUGCUAUCCAGUUGAUGGCUCCUUGACUGGAUCUAUCGACGGAUCGAACGGUACUUACACUUUGACGUACAGCACACGCGGUUCGUCAAACGGUGGUACCACGUUGAUGUAUGCGUUGCCCCACCACGUGGAAUAUGCGACCGGCAAAACCACUGGCAAGAUAAACUCCACCCUAGCCUCCACUGUGCUUGGAAACAUGCAAGGUUAUUUGACGAAUGUUAUUGAGGCCAAGGUGCCAAUUGCGUCAGGCUUGAGUUUUGACCCUUUCACAACCAUUCCAGACAAAAUGGGCCCACAGUACUCGGAUAGUGUAAAGCAAAAAAUUCGCGAAGCAGCUGACAAGGAGGUCAACAACGAUGUAUCUAGAGAAUCGGACCUUGACUCCAUGUAUUACUCUGGCAAAAUUCUAUUGAAAUACGCAUGGAUUUUGUAUGUCUGUCAGUAUAUUUUACAUGACGGCGAUAAAGUGUCAAAGCUAAUGCCAAAAUUGAAGGAUGCCAUUCAGCGCUUCAUCUCUAACAGACAACAAUUGCCUUUGAACUACGAUACCACCUGGAACGGUAUAAUAUCUUCUGGUACAAUCUACCAAGAUUUUGGUAAUCCCUACUACAACGAUCACCACUUCCACUAUGGAUACCACGUCGCUGCGGCUGCCAUCUUGGCCAAGGUCGACGCCGAUGCUGGCGACGGUAAAUGGCUAGCUGCAAACAAGAGCUGGGUGGAAAACUUAAUCAGGGACUACGCUAAUCCUCACGAGGAUGACAAGUACUUCCCAGUGUUCCGUUCUUUCGACUGGUUUACAGGCCACUCUUGGGCAAAGGGUGUCUUCGAGAGUGGUGACGGUAAGGACCAAGAGUCUAGCUCCGAAGAUGUCAAUGCUGCCUAUGCCCUCAAGCUUUGGGGCCAGGUGACUAACAACAGCAAGCUAGCCGGGAUCGGCGACUUGAUGAUCGGUAUUUUGCGCACGUCUCUGAACCAUUACUUCCUCUACCUAGAUGACAACAGAACGAUGCCUGCCGCCUUCAUAAAGAACAAGGUCAGCGGGAUUCUCUUCGACAACAAGGUCGACCACGCCACCUACUUCGGCGCGGAACCCCAGUACAUCCACAUGAUCCACGCUAUCCCUAUCAUCCCCGCGUCGUCCUUUGUCCGCUCACCUAAAUUUGUCCGCGAAGAGUGGGACCAGAAAUUGUCCUCGAUCGUUGACGAAGUAGAUGAUGGCUGGAAAGGUCUCUUGAUGCUCAAUCUCGCCUUGACCGAUCCACAGGCUUCUUACAAGUUCUUCAGUGACAACAGCUUCCAGGAUAAGUACUUGGACAACGGACAGAGCAGAACCUGGUCCCUAGCGUACUCCGGUGCCUUCUUAUAA
This is a messenger RNA of Eremothecium gossypii ATCC 10895, 2313 nucleotides long. It is a transcript of the gene ACF2, whose product is annotated as endo-1,3(4)-beta-glucanase. The record is from RefSeq and is marked provisional. Gene Ontology annotation, molecular function: glucan endo-1,3-beta-D-glucosidase activity; endo-1,3(4)-beta-glucanase activity. NCBI's taxonomy places the organism in Eukaryota, Fungi, Ascomycota, Saccharomycetes, Saccharomycetales, Saccharomycetaceae. Bases 1 to 2313 code for a protein of 770 amino acids. The transcript has a single exon. Gene Ontology annotation, cellular component: cell surface.